This is a messenger RNA of Chrysochloris asiatica (Cape golden mole), 3717 nucleotides long. RefSeq names its product Crm, cramped-like (Drosophila) (gene CRAMP1). The record is from RefSeq and is a predicted model, not a curated record. Gene Ontology annotation, molecular function: chromatin binding. The coding region runs from base 1 to 3717 and encodes 1238 amino acids. Gene Ontology annotation, biological process: pattern specification process. The transcript has 20 exons. Gene Ontology annotation, cellular component: nucleus. Lineage: Eukaryota; Metazoa; Chordata; Mammalia; Afrosoricida; Chrysochloridae.
AUGACAGUGAAGUUGGGAGACAGCGGCGGGGAGGACGGGCUCAAGAAGCUGGGCAAGCGCGCGGCCGAUGAGGCCUCCCUGGAAGGAGAGGGCGCCGGCGGAGGAGACGCGACCGAGGAGACGAGCGGCACAAAGGAGGCCGAGCAGCCCCUUAGCAGCGGCAGCGUCGGGCCCCCCGGCCCCCCGGCCCCCUGUGCCCCGCAGGGCUCCCCCCAGGACCAGCACCACUUCCUCAGGUCCAGCGUGAGGCCGCAGAGUAAGAGGCUCAGAAAGGACUCGUCCUGUGCAGGCGGCGGAGGCAGCAGCUCCUCAGGGACCCGGGCCAAAGGAGCCGACAACGGUGGUGGCGCAGGACCAGGAAAUGGGCCUGGGGCCCCGCCUGCAGGGGGCUCGCGCCCCUCCUCCCGGAACCUAGGCUCUGCGGGAGGCGAGAAGGAGGAGGGCAAGAAGGUGCGGCGCCAGUGGGAGUCCUGGAGCACUGAGGACAAGAACACCUUCUUCGAGGGGCUGUACGAGCAUGGGAAGGACUUUGAGGCGAUCCAAAACAACAUCGCCCUCAAGUACAAGAAGAAGGGCAAGCCCACGAGCAUGGUGAAGAACAAGGAGCAGGUCCGGCACUUCUACUACCGCACCUGGCACAAGAUCACCAAGUACAUCGACUUCGACAACGUGUUCUCGCGUGGACUGAAGAAGUCCUCCCAGGAGCUCUACGGCCUCAUCUGCUACGGAGAACUGCGCAAGAAGAUCGGGGGCUGCAUGGAUGACAAGAAUGCCACCAAGCUGAACGAGCUGAUCCAGGCCGGGGCCACCACAGUCCGCUACAAAGGCAGGAACCUGCGGAUCAAGGCACCCAUGUGUCGAGCCCUGAAGAAACUUUGUGACCCUGAUGGCCUCAGCGAUGAGGAAGACCAGAAGCCGGUACGGCUGCCCCUGAAAGUGCCUGUGGAGCUGCAGCCACGCAAUAACCACGCCUGGGCACGUGUGCAGAGCCUGGCCCAGAACCCCCGGCUCAGGAUGAUCGUGGAGUUGCACCGUAAGGUCUCCAGCCUCAUAGAGUUCCUGAAGCAGAAGUGGGCGCUCCACGAAGUGCGCGUCCGGAAGACGCUGGAGGAGCGGCAGCUGCAGGAGCCUGUACGGGCCCCCGAGAGGGUGACGCUGCACCUCUUUCCUGGCGAGAACUGCACGGUGACGCCGCUGCCUGGAGUGGCGAGGGUGGUGCACUCCAAGGCCUUCUGUACCGUGCAUUGGCAGGAGAGCGGCCGCUGCAAACAGGGUGCCCGUGACCUCCAUGCGCUGCCACCCGCCCAGAUCCUGGGCAUCCAGAGUGGCCAGGGCACUGCCAGGGGCCAGGUCAAGUGCCCCCGGGGGACAACUGAGGGCAAGGCUGGCGGACGGCCCCCCAUCAUCACAGAUGCCUCACAGAGCUCUGGUGAGAGCUCUCCAGAGAGUGGCCCUGGGGAGGGGGCCACCCCAAGUUUGAGCAGCCCCGAUGCCCCUGACAGACUCCCGACUGGGCUCCCAGAUGCUGCGGGGGGCUUGGACAAGGGCCCCAUGGACAGCCUCGCUGAGUCUCUGGGCCCCAGGCCCACAGAGCCAUGUGCCUGCGGCCAGCCCCCAGACCUGGAAGAGGAGUUGUCCCUCCUCGACCCCUUCCCCCGCUACAUGAAGUCCUGCCAGGACCUCAUCAUCCCUGACAAGUGCCGCUGCCCAGACUCGGGAGUGGGGGGCGAGUGCCCACCCCCUGAGGGUCGCACCUCCCCUGAGGCCCUUGCCCCCAACUCCCUGGAGGCCACUGACCUGGCUCAGGGCCCUUCCCCUCCCCGGCUGGAGCCGGACAGUGGUGGCGCCAAAGACCAGGCCGAGGCUCCUGCUGAGGAGCCGCCCGAGAAGGGGAGCGGGCCGGACAGCACGUCCUUACUUCAGGGCCAGCCGGCCAGCCGACUGGCCCAGCAGGUGCGUGAGGAGGGCUGGAACCUGCAGACGUCUGAGAGCCUCACGCUGGCCGAAGUCUACCUCAUGCUGGGCAAACCUAACAAGCUGCAGCUGGAGUACGACUGGCUGGCCGAGCAGGGCCCUGCCGCCCCCGCCGUCCCCACCGCCCCCGCUGUCCGGCACAAGCAGCGCCUCCUCAGCUGCCUCCUAAAGCUCAUUGCCACUGAGGUCAACCCCAAGCUGGCUCCAGAAGCAAACACUGUCUCUGUGGCCUCCUCGAAGCCUGCCCAAGAGGAGCAGCCACUGCCCCCAGCCGGGAAGGUGAUGGCCGUCAGCUCACGGAGCCCCCGCUGCCCCCGUGGCAAGGCCUUCCCUCCACACACCACUCCCUGCCCUUCAGGUAUGAGGAACCCCCCAAGGCCCCUCCUGGUGGCCGGAGCCUCUGGCACAGGAAGCAGUGACGCUGACGGCGGUCUUUUUGCCGUGCCCACAACUCUGCCGCCCAACAGCCGACAUGGGAAGCUCUUCUCUCCCAGCAAGGAUGCUGAGCUGACCUUCCGCCAGCACCUGAACUCGGUCAGCAUGCCGUCCGACUUCUUCCUUCCCAAACCCCGGAAGCUGCGCAACCGGCACCUGCGGAAGCCGCUGGUGGUCCAGAGAACACUGCUGCCUAGACCGUCUGAGAGCCAGGCUCACAAUGUCUGCUCCUUUUCCAUCCUGUCCAACUCCUCCAUCGCUGGGAGAGGCUCGUUCCGGCCAAUCCAAUCCUCUUUGACCAAAGCAGCUCUGUCACGGCCGAUUGUGCCCAAGGUCCUUCCGGCCCAGGCCACCAGUCACCUUGCCAGUGCCAUUGACCUGGCUGCCAAGAGUGCUGGCAUCAUUCCCGGGAGCCCCCUCCCCGUCUUGGACAACGAGGCUUUAUCUGGCAUCUCUCCACUGCCCGCGGACGAUGUGAGCGCAGCACUUGCUGACCAGGACGCUACCAGGACCCGCCAGAAUGGACACCCCAUCUCCGCUGUGGGUGGAACGAGCAGUCCUUUCAUCAGUGUCCCCUCAAGACUCAAGCCGGAGCCUGAAGCGGUGGUGGACAGCUUCCAGGGCUCCUCUGUCCUCUCCCUCCCUGAACUGCCCAAGGCUCCACUCCAAAAUGGCCCCUCGUCAGGAGGUGCCAGCGCUCGGCUCUCUCCGCCCAAUGUGUCAGCGCUGCUGGACCUGUCCCUCCCAGGGCCACCCGAGGACGUGCUGUCUCAGGGUGAGCCCGCCACGCACAUCAGUGAUUCCAUCAUUGAGAUCGCCAUCAGCUCUGGCCAGUUCGGUGAAGGUGUCUCCCUUUCUCCGGCCAAACUGAAUGGUAGUGACAGUUCCAAGAGUCCCCCCUCCCCAUCUAGCAGCCCCCAGCCCAACUGGAUCGCCUCCCCUGCCCACGACCCCCAGUGGUACCCCAGCGACUCCACCGACUCAUCACUCAGCAGCCUCUUUGCCAGCUUCAUCUCCCCAGAGAAGAGCCGGAAGAUGCUGCCGACUCCCACUGGGGCGACCAGCGGCACCUCCUUGCUGGGCCCCAGCUUGCUGGAUGGGAACUCACGGGACUCCUUUGUAUCCAGGUCCCUGGCCGAUGUUACAGAGGUGGUGGACUCUCAGCUGGUGUGCAUGAUGAAUGAGAAUAGCAUUGACUACAUCUCUCGCUUCAACGACCUGGCCCAGGAACUGUCCAUUCCUGAGCCCAGCCGCCGGGAGGUCCUGUUUGAUGGCAGCGGGCCCCCCAUUGGGGACCUGUCGCAGUGA